UUGCAGAGAGAUGCCAAAGGCCAGUACUUGUUCGAUCUUCUUUGCCACCACCUGAACCUGCUUGAGAAAGACUAUUUUGGGAUCCGCUUUGUGGAUCCAGAUAAGCAACGGCAUUGGUUGGAGUUUACAAAGUCUGUGGUGAAGCAAUUGAGAUCCCAGCCUCCCUUCACCAUGUGCUUCCGUGUGAAGUUCUACCCUGCAGACCCUGCUGCCCUGAAAGAAGAAAUAACCAGGUAUUUAGUCUUCUUACAGAUCAAGAGAGAUCUCUACCAUGGCCGGCUCCUCUGUAAAACCUCGGACGCUGCCUUGUUAGCAGCUUAUAUCCUUCAAGCGGAGAUUGGAGAUUAUGACCCAGGAAAACACCCUGAAGGCUACAGCUCCAAGUUCCAGUUUUUCCCUAAACAUUCAGAGAAGUUGGAAAGGAAAAUUGCUGAAAUUCACAAAAUGGAACUCAGUGGCCAAACACCAGCAACAUCAGAGCUGAACUUCUUAAGAAAAGCGCAGACCUUGGAGACAUACGGAGUGGAUCCUCACCCCUGCAAGGACGUGUCAGGAAAUGCUGCAUUUCUGGCUUUCACUCCUUUUGGGUUUGUUGUUCUUCAAGGAAACAAGAGGGUCCACUUCAUUAAAUGGAAUGAGGUGGCCAAGCUGAAAUUUGAAGGAAAAACUUUUUAUUUAUACGUAAGUCAGAAAGAGGAAAAGAAAAUUAUUCUUACAUAUUUUGCUCCAACUCCUGAAGCCUGCAAGCACCUCUGGAAAUGUGGAAUUGAGAACCAAGCCUUCUACAAGCUGGAGAAGUCGAGCCAAGUCCGCACAGUGUCCAGCAGCAAUUUAUUCUUUAAAGGGAGCCGGUUCCGAUACAGUGGCCGAGUUGCAAAGGAAGUAAUGGAGUCGAGCGCCAAGAUCAAACGGGAACCACCAGAAAUACACAGAGCUGGGAUGGUUCCCAGCCGGAGCUGUCCCUCCAUAACCCAUGGCCCAAGGCUGAGCAGCGUCCCCAGGACCCGCAGAAGAGCUGUUCACAUCUCCAUCAUGGAAGGCCUCGAGUCCCUGCGAGACAGCGCCCAUUCCACCCCGGUGCGUUCCUCUUCCCACGGGGAUACCUUCCUGCCUCACGUGAGAAGCAGCCGGGCCGACAGCAACGAGCGAGUAGCAGUGAUUGCGGAUGAGGCCUACAGCCCUGCAGACAGCGUGCUGCCCACCCCUGUGGCCGAGCACAGCCUGGAGCUGAUGCUGCUUUCCCGGCAGAUUAAUGGAGCCACCUGCAGCAUCGAGGAGGAGAAGGAGUCUGAGGCCAGCACCCCGACAGCUGCAGAGGUGGAGGCCCUUGGGGGAGAGCUGAGGGCCCUGUGUCAGGGGCACGGCAGGCCAGAGGAGGAACAGGCGAUGGUUUGCCUGCAAAAUCCGCUCAGUGGUGAGCCUGCUCAUUGACACCUGAGAAGGCCUGACUCCUCCCAAUAACUAGCCAGGUGGAUCAAGGAGCCCGGCUACCCAUUCCCAGCAAUGGGACCCAUCGCGGAACCAUCGGCACAUAUACCAAGUCCUACUCUCAUGACUCAAAGUCCACUGCAGCCUAGGAAGGUUGUUUCCCAGAAGAGGAAAGGGAUAGGCUCAUGCCCUGUCUAAACAAACUGGGAAAACUCACUUUCUUCAGAGGUUCUUUCAAGAAAGGCUCAGCAACUCUGUUUCUCAUUCUUCUGAUUUGCAGGAUAAUUUUUGGUUUUGAAUUUUGAUUUUUCAUAGAAGUGUAUUAUUUUGAAAGUACCAAAUAAAAAAUAAUUUAUUUUACUAUUACUGAUUAUCGCAGUGGUGUCACCUAGCAGGUGGGACACUACAGAGCGGAGAGCUGUUGUCCUCUGUACUCUGCAGCAGCUUUGCCACCAGUGCUACUGGGUUCCAGCAGACUCUUCACUGCAGUCUCAGUGGGGCAGGCCGGGGGUCUGGACAACGGGAGCUGUUGAGGUUUUCUUGCCAGACAGAACUUUUUAAAAAGUAACCACCAUGUAGAAUGAUUAAAUGGAAAGUUGAUUCUUAUGCUGGUCUGAGUUGGAUUUUCUUUCCCUUUUGUUUUUUCAAAUCUGAGCAGAGUGGGCAUCUGAAGGGACCACCGCUACAGCAGCAGCAGCAGCAGGGGUGGGGUAAGUCUGUCCCUUUAGACUAGAGCCUAGUGGGCAUCGCUACGAGUUUUGUAUACUGAACUUAGAUUUCUGUGAUUUUCUUUUUUUUUUCUGAAGAACCUCAAGAUUUUUAUAGCAUUCUGGGGCGUUAAAUGAAGUCAGUGAUGCCAGAGAUAGUACUGUCAGAAAUGUCGGACAAAGCGUAGCUAACAGAAGCCAGAGUUAAGUUACCUGAGAGACUGUUGAGAUUCAGAGAGCAGUGAUUAUUUUGUAAACUCCCGUGCCCCUCAAAAAAGACUAUUUCAAUUUAUAUUUUAACAACAAAAUGUUAUUUUCUUAUCAAUUCAUAUUUUGUUUUUACUUUAUGGAUUAAGAAAAUAGAACCUGAUGAACUAAACGAUGCAAGAAAGAAACUGAUCCUGAGAGUGAAAAGCUUCAGAAAAUAGAAUUCCAAGAUCAACAAACAGCCUUGGAAGGGACCAGGAAAAGAAUCUCUUUAAAUAGGAUUUCUAAGAGAUGUCUACAAAAGACAGAAGGUGAACGUGGCAGAGACCAACACUUAGAUGUAGAAAUGCUGCCCCCUAGGGUCAUCCUCUGCUUCAGGAAAAUCAGUUCUAGGAAAGCACUUGCCAUCCGUGCUGAGGGGAGCCCUGGAAGCACAGGCACAUGAAGGGUGAGUGUGGGGUCCUAGGCCCGAGCUCUGCAACUCUUGAGACCAAUCUCACACAGAUCUUGUUUUCAUCUCAGGGAGACAUUUCUAAGUCAUCUGGGGCCUGAGGACUGAUUCAAGGACAGUCAGUGGACAUAUUCCUGGGACCCACACAACAGUGAAGCGGCUACUGACACCCUAUGAUUCUGGUCAGCCCCAAAUCAGGACAGAAUGAGUCACUUGUAAAUUUGGUCUCUCCUAUUUUGUCCCCUGAGAUAGUAGAACAUGUCCAUGUUUAGAAUGUAACAGUUGUGGGGUAAUUGGAGAUUUGGGGGCUGGGGGUGCGAAGAAACGUGCAUAAUUUUAAAGAAAGUCAUUCUUUCAUCUAGACCAGGGGUCAGCAAACUUCUGUAAAGCACCAGACAGUAAAUAUUUUUUACAUUUGGUUUUGCGGGCCAUACUCUGUCACAACUAUUCAACUCUACCGUCAUAGCACAAGAACAGCCAUAGAUAAUACAAAAGUGAAGGAACAUGGCUGAUUUCUAAUAAAGCUUUAUUAAAAACAGCUGGUGAGCUGACUUUGGCCACAGGCCAGAAUAUGCCAUACCUGACCUAGACAGUGACACUGAUCCUGACCAGUAUGUCAGCAGAAGAGAGUCGGCUCUGCUCCAGUUUCUGACACGUGUGAAGGAGCUAGGAUCAUUUCCCAGUGGAGACACUGGGACUGCUUGUUUAAAGGGUGCUCGAACAACCAACCAGCUGAGAUGUCUGUACCAAGUGAGCAGGGUCAAGUACCAGAAUGCUAAAACACGGCCAGGACCUGAGAAGGGAAGAGGGCCUACCUGAUCAUGUUCAUACCAGCAACAAUUUGGGCAGAAUUAUAAACAUCUACUUAUCUAGUGACAAGACAGAGGGAGAUCCCAGUAAAGAUUAGGGAUCACUUAAAACCAACUAGCCACUGCCACUUGUCAUCUACAUAGCAAAGGCUUUAUUUAGCACAGGCCUGAAGUGAAGGAGACCUGGAGAUGGAAAGGCUGUCAGGAGACGGGGACUGGCGUUAGCCUGGACAUCUACUGUCUUAUGCAACAUAGCAGAUUACCUUUUAGUGUAGUGCUCCUACCUCAGUCUGUAGAUACGGUGUUUCUAUGCAGUGAGUGCUAGCCUCAACUCGGACCUUUCGUAUUCUCAUUAGAGAGAUGCAGUAUUCCAUUUCCCGGUAUGUUACUCGUGUCUAGAGUUGUAGUCCAUGCAGCUGAAUUUCCAGCAGCUAAAUUCUCUCUGAACAGAAACUUUCUGACUACUUGUUUUUUUAUUCCAGGGCUUAUCCCAGAAAAUAUGGGUAGAAACGUUUCCAUCGGUUUGCUUUUCAAAUAGUGCUUGAAUAACAAACCUCCUUUGUUGGCGACUAGUCCUUUUCGGUAUCUCCCUACCAUUAAAAACUGUUCGUGUUUUUAACCUGGUUUUACUGUGUUCUAUGUCUCUCCUUUUCUCUCAAGAUUAGUUUAUCUCAUUGUAGAAAAAGCAAUGGUUUCCAUAGCUUCAUCUAUCAGAGGAACUAAAACUCUUACUAAAGAAUAGUGUACUGCAUCUUUAAGCAGUAGAGGGUAAACUACCUGCAAAUGUGAAUUUCUUAGUUUCAUUAAAAAAUAUAUAGUUGUUAACCUUUCGUGUGCCAAAAAUUCUAAGUUACAUUUUCCU
Molecule: messenger RNA, 4464 nt
Organism: Tupaia belangeri chinensis (Chinese tree shrew)
Lineage: Eukaryota; Metazoa; Chordata; Mammalia; Scandentia; Tupaiidae
Gene: FRMD5
Product: FERM domain containing 5
Exons: 14
Coding region: 172-1431 (419 amino acids)
Biological process (GO): actomyosin structure organization
Cellular component (GO): cytoskeleton
Source: RefSeq, a predicted model, not a curated record